GGGACGCCUGGGCCCGGCUGCUCCGCUGCUCGGGCAGCGCGUCCCGUGCCCGUGCGUCGGUCUCCCUGCCGCCCCGGCCCCCGCGCGCUUUCUUUGUGCGGUGCCCCUGGCCGGCCGGUGCCACCUCCAGGCCUCUCCCCUUGCCGCGGCCGCCGCCGGACUCUGCCCAGGGGAAUGGUCUGCGGGCCGAGAUUUUGGAGACAGGAAGUGAGGCUUGCGAGCCCCAUGAGCGCGCCGCGGUGCGGGCGCGGCUGCGGCGGCCGCGCGGCGGGCCCCCGGGAGGCGGGCCGCUGAGCUGGGCGCGCGGCCCCGAGGAUGCGGGAGCGGGAGCAGCUCUGCCACCCCGAGCCCUGAGUGCCCAUCACCUCUGGGGCUGAGACGCAGUCAGGAGACCGGAAAAGAGGAGUGGGAAUGAAAGCACUGGCGUGGAUGCUCCCUUCACCUGGCCCUUGGAGACUCAGUUGCGUUUUAAUGGAGGCAGCAGCUGCUGGGUGAGCAGCUGGAGACUGUACAGCGCUCCUCCUGGCAGGAGAGGAUCGCGCUCUUCCUCCGUCACCACCACUGCAUUGGUGGCGGUGCUUUUCCCUCUUUACCCCUCCACUCUCGAAGAGAGAAGAUGCCACUGCCAUUUGGAUUGAAACUAAAACGUACCCGGCGCUACACAGUGUCCAGUAAGAGCUGCCUGGUUGCCCGGAUCCAGCUGCUCAAUAACGAGUUUGUGGAGUUCACACUAUCUGUGGAGAGCACUGGCCAGGAGAGCCUGGAGGCGGUGGCCCAAAGACUGGAGCUGCGGGAGGUCACCUACUUCAGUCUCUGGUACUACAACAAGCAAAACCAGCGCCGGUGGGUAGAUUUGGAGAAACCCCUAAAGAAGCAGCUGGAUAAAUACGCGUUGGAACCGACCGUCUAUUUUGGAGUGGUUUUUUAUGUGCCUUCUGUCUCACAGCUGCAGCAGGAGAUUACCAGGUACCAGUAUUAUCUGCAGCUGAAGAAAGAUAUCUUGGAAGGAAACAUUCCUUGUACAUUAGAACAAGCAAUUCAGCUAGCAGGCUUAGCUGUUCAAGCUGAUUUUGGUGACUUCGAUCAGUAUGAAUCCCAGGACUUUCUUCAGAAAUUUGCCUUGUUUCCUGUGGGGUGGUUACAAGAUGAAAAAGUGUUGGAAGAGGCAACCCAAAAAGUGGCCUUACUGCAUCAGAAAUACAGAGGGCUCACGGCCCCUGAUGCUGAAAUGCUAUACAUGCAGGAGGCAGAGAGACUGGAUGGCUACGGAGAAGAGAGCUACCCUGCCAAGGAUAGCCAAGGCAGUGACAUAUCCAUCGGAGCAUGCCUUGAAGGUAUCUUUGUGAAACACAAGAAUGGAAGGCCUCCUGUGAUAUUUAGGUGGCAUGAUAUUGCGAACAUGUCCCAUAAUAAGUCCUUUUUUGCGUUAGAGCUGGCAAAUAAAGAGGAGACCAUCCAGUUUCAAACUGAAGACAUGGAAACAGCAAAGUAUGUGUGGAGACUCUGUGUUGCGCGGCACAAGUUUUACAGACUGAAUCAGUGUAGCCUGCAAACUCAGACCAUCACAGUGAACCCAGUCAGGAGGAGGUCUUCUUCCAGGAUGUCUCUGCCUAAACCCCAACCUUACGUGAUGCCUCCUCAGCCCCAGCUGCAUUACAAUGGACAUUAUACAGAGCCGUACACUUCUUCCCAAGAUAACCUCUUUGUGACCAACCAGAACGGAUACUAUUGUCACUCUCAGACAAGUUUGGAUCGGGCCCAGACUGACCUCAGUGGUCGGAUCCGAAACGGCAGCGUCUACAGUGCACACAGCACUAACUCCUUAAACAACCCUCAGCCCUACCUGCAGCCCUCACCCAUGUCCUCCAACCCCAGUAUUACUGGCAGCGACGUCAUGAGACCCGACUACGUCCCGUCUCAUCGGCACAGCGCCCUGAUACCCCCAUCCUACCGCCCGACCCCAGAUUACGAGACUGUGAUGAAGCAGCUCAACCGAGGAAUGGCGCACGCCCAGAGGCAGAGCCACUCGCUGCGGAACCUCAGCAUCGGCAACUCGUACGCUUACAGCAGGCCCGACGCGCUGGUCUACAGCCAGCCGGAGAUCCGGGAGCACGCCCUGUUUGCCUCCCCCCAGUCGGCCCACUGCCCGUUCAACCUGAAUUACAGCUUCCACAGCCAGUCUCCUUACCCCUACCCGGCGGAGCGGCGGCCCGUGGUGGGCGCUGUCAGCGUGCCCGAGCUGACCAACGUGCAGCUGCAGGCCCAGGACUACCCGGCCCCAAACAUCAUGAAGACGCAGGUGUACCGGCCGCCGCCGCCCUACCCGUGCCCGCGGCCCGCCAACAGCACGCCCGACCUGUCCCGCCAUCUGUACAUCAGCAGCAGCAACCCGGACCUCAUCACCAGGCGCGUCCACCACUCGGUGCAGACGUUCCAGGAGGACAGCCUGCCGGUGGCCCACUCCCUGCAGGAGGUCAGCGAGCCCCUGACGUCGGCGCGGCGCGCGCACGCGCACAAGAGGAACAGCGUGGAGCUCGCCGGGCUCGCGCACAGCUUUGAAGGCAUGAGGUUCAAGGAGAGGACCAUGUCGGCCUCGGCCGCAGACGUGGCGCCGCGGGCCGUGGCCGCGGGCUCCCAGCCAAGCGUUUUCAUCGACAGGACAAAGCGAGGAGAGACGGAGGAGCAGGGAGGCCCGAGAUACGGGCACAACAAGUCUCUGUCCGAGGCUACCAUGCUGAUACACAGCAGCGAGGAGGAGGACGACCUGGAGGAGGAGCACAGGGCACGGGCCGGGCUCUCCCCGCGGGCACGUGAGCCCCGGGCCGGCUACUCCCAGGAGCCGCAGCCCGGCUGCUCCUGCGCCCCGGUCCCCGCCGUCGGCCCGCUGCACAUCCUGGAGCCCAAGGCCCACGUCUCAGAGGCUGAGCGGAGGGCGAGGGAGGGCAGCCCGGUGCACAUGCUCGUGGAGGCCCAGCGGCCCCGGAGGGACGGGCUGCUGACGCCCUCCAUGUCCGAGUCCGACCUCACCACGUCGGGCAGGUACCGGGCCCGGAGGGAUUCUCUGAAGAAGAGGCCGGUGUCAGACCUCCUCUCGGGAAAGAAGAACAUCGUUGAAGGACUGCCGCCAUUAGGGGGAAUGAAAAAGAGCCGAGUAGAUGCAAAGAAAAUUGGCCCUCUCAAAUUGGCUGCCCUGAAUGGACUCUCCCUAUCUCGCUUGCCUCUGCCCGAUGAAGGAAAGGAAGUGCCUGCCAGAGCCACUAAUGAUGAGAGGUGUAAAAUUCUGGAACAGCGGUUAGAACAGGGAAUGGUAUUCACAGAAUAUGAAAGAAUUCUUAAAAAACGGCUAGUUGAUGGGGAGUGCUCAACAGCACGCCUCCCUGAAAAUGCAGAAAGAAAUCGAUUCCAAGAUGUCCUUCCCUAUGAUGAUGCCAGAGUGGAGUUGGUCCCAACCAAAGAAAACAAUACUGGCUACAUCAAUGCGUCUCAUAUUAAGGUCUCUGUCAGUGGAAUUGAAUGGGAUUAUAUUGCCACACAGGGACCAUUACAGAACACCUGUCAGGAUUUUUGGCAGAUGGUGUGGGAACAGGGAAUUGCGAUCAUAGCAAUGGUGACAGCAGAAGAGGAGGGUGGAAGGGAGAAGAGCUUCAGGUACUGGCCGCGGCUUGGCUCCAGGCACAACACCGUCACUUACGGAAGGUUUAAGAUCACCACCCGGUUCCGCACAGACUCCGGCUGCUACGCCACCACAGGCUUGAAGAUGAAGCACCUUCUCACGGGGCAGGAGAGGACAGUCUGGCAUCUGCAGUACACAGAUUGGCCUGGGCACGGCUGUCCAGAGGACCUCAAGGGCUUUUUAUCAUACCUUGAAGAGAUCCAGUCUGUUCGACGCCAUACCAAUAGCACAAGUGAACCCAAGAGCCCCAACCCUCCUCUACUGGUUCACUGCAGUGCUGGGGUGGGAAGGACUGGCGUCGUCAUUUUGUCAGAGAUCAUGAUCGCCUGUCUGGAACACAAUGAGGUGCUAGACAUCCCAAGGGUGCUGGACAUGCUGAGACAGCAGAGAAUGAUGAUGGUGCAGACGCUCUGCCAGUACACGUUUGUAUACAGAGUUCUCAUCCAGUUCCUGAAAAGCUCAAGGCUCAUAUAAGCUCCCACAGCUUCUCAUGGGGACCCGAUCAUGUGAAGCGUUUACAGCUAAGAAAAGUGCUUACCGUAUUCACGCUUUCUCCUCGACACUCAUCCACACAGAAGGCUGCAUUGGGAAGCGAAAAGGCGGCAUGAAUGGCGGCGCACUGAGGACGUAUGCAGAGCACAGGGCUGAAAACGGGACUUUUUACCUGGGAACGAUGCCGAAGCAGCAGCAAUUGGUGUCGAGGGCGUUGCCCUGCUCCGGUCGGUCCGAUUUGCACACAUUUUGGAGAUUGUAUUUUCCAGACAAUUCUGUAUUUUACUGAAGCUAUGCUGGGCAAUUCUGGCAAUCAUUAAGGCGCAUAGAUGUCUAUCUGAAACAAGUUUUUGAUAAUGAAAUUUUAUUUUAUGACUAAAAUAUUUGGGUUUUUCUUGUCGAGAAACUGAAAUUUUCUAUGGGGAUAGUCCACAGAUAUGAGUGGUUCCUUUAUAACUGUGUAUUUAAAACCAUGUUAUUAUCUUUUGUUAUUUUUU
Hipposideros armiger (great roundleaf bat) is the source of this 4662-nucleotide messenger RNA. It is a transcript of the gene PTPN21, whose product is annotated as protein tyrosine phosphatase non-receptor type 21. The transcript has 20 exons. Gene Ontology annotation, cellular component: cytoplasm; cytoskeleton. Gene Ontology annotation, biological process: protein dephosphorylation. The coding region runs from base 617 to 4147 and encodes 1176 amino acids. Gene Ontology annotation, molecular function: protein tyrosine phosphatase activity. The record is from RefSeq and is a predicted model, not a curated record. NCBI's taxonomy places the organism in Eukaryota, Metazoa, Chordata, Mammalia, Chiroptera, Hipposideridae.